AGUUUUACCUUGAAAAUGCAUGAUUAGGCCUCGUUGGCCAUUGCUUCAAUAGCAUUCAUUGUAGCCCUUUGCUGCGUAAAAUGUUGUAUUCAGUGUUUUUGCAUCAUGCCCAGGCUAAGUGAUUUUUUUUGAGGUCUCUGACUGGCUGGAUCUAAUAUUUUCAGGUACGAUAGCAGACAUUAGGAAGUAUUGUAUUCUGCACGACUAUCGUUGUAGUCUGAAUGUUGUCUAUGCGCUAUUUGAGUGUGGCGUACUGAAAUUCCACAACCAGCUGCAACAUGUGUUGCACUUUUCCUCGUCAAUGGGCAAUUGCUGUUGUACAAACUCGAACAGUUGCCAAAUUAUCCCAGAGAGAGGGGCAUACUGUCUAAAAAGCUACCCCAUGUCACAUAUCUGAGAUUAUAACCUAAUUUGUUAUGAUUUACACUUAAAUGAAUGGCAUGAGUUGUCGGCUAUCCGUUAUACUUGUAUUAGAACUGUGACAUCAGCCUGCCCAAGCAUUGAAGGGUGAACACUGGAUAUAUUGUGUGCCACGUCUACGAUAUUUGGUUUCAACCGGAGGAGCUGCGUUUCGCAGCAUUUUACGCGUACCAAAAACUUGAUUCCACAGGAACCCUCGCUGUACACAGUGAAAGCGGUCUUCAUUCUGGAUAACGAUGGCAAUAGACUUCUAUCAAAGUACUACGACACAGAGCUCUACCCCUCCAUGAAGGAGCAGAAGAACUUUGAAAAGAACGUUUUCAACAAGACACACAAAGCUGACACAGAUGAGAUUGCCUUCGUGGAGGGGAUGACGAUCGUGUAUAAGUGCAGCAUUGACCUGUUCUUCUACGUGGUGGGCAGUGCACAGGAGAAUGAGCUCAUGCUCAUGGCUGUGCUGAACUGUCUGUUUGAGUCCCUCAGUCAAAUCCUAAGGAAAAAUGUGGAGAGAAGGUGUCUAUUGGACAACAUGGACGGAGUCUUCUUGGUAGUGGACGAAAUUAUUGACGGGGGGGAUGGAGUUGGGAGUUACUGGUACACUAUCUUGUGUUCUCUUAAUGACCGCCCUUACCGUCGUGUUACCAGGGUGAUCUUGGAAAGCGACCCCCAACAGGUCAUCCAGAAGGUCAAUUACAGGGCGGAUGAGAACCCACUGUCAGAGCAGAGCGUGGCUCAGCACAUUACGGACAAAUUGGCUAUGACCUCCAAUAUAAUGCAGUCUGCCAAAGAACAAAUAAAGUGGUCAAUACUCAAAUGAUCUACACUGCCUGUCCAAAGGUCUUACAGUAAUGGACAGUACGAAUUUAUGUGUAAAUAUUAAGGGGUGUAUUUAGCGUUUAUGCUUAAAUAGACUAUAUUUAUAGUAAUUAGUGGCAAAUACAGCGUUUUUCCUAUGAUGGCAAGAAGACAUUUUAUAUUUAUUAUAUUGGAAAUAAUCUGUUUAAUUUAUUUGAUUUGCAAUAAAAAAUCUGAAGAAUUA
Molecule: messenger RNA, 1459 nt
Organism: Salvelinus sp. IW2-2015
Lineage: Eukaryota; Metazoa; Chordata; Actinopteri; Salmoniformes; Salmonidae
Gene: copz2
Product: COPI coat complex subunit zeta 2
Biological process (GO): intra-Golgi vesicle-mediated transport; intracellular protein transport; retrograde vesicle-mediated transport, Golgi to endoplasmic reticulum
Cellular component (GO): COPI vesicle coat
Source: RefSeq, a predicted model, not a curated record